UCCACAAGCUCCCUGCAGAAGAAAAAGCCUCAAACAUGCAGAUGCUGAUCGUUUCCCUCCUAAUGCUUCUCCUCUCUACCCCGAAUCUGUUGGUAGCUAAACAGCUUCCCUUCUGCAGCAACGCGAACACCAUCACACACAUGCCAGAGGGCACCUACAAGACCAACCUGCUCCAGCUCGCCAAAAACCUGAUCACCAAUGUCAACCAGACGCAGCUGCACUCUGCCAACGGCACAGCCGGGGCGGCCGGUCCUGACACAGUAUACGGCGCCGUGCUCUGCCGGGGGGACUCCUCCGCCGAGAGCUGCGCUACCCGCCUCCAGAGAGUGCUUGACACGGCCAGCAUCAAUGGAACUAGUGGCGAUGACUCUGGCUACUUUCAGAACCAGAAGAAUGUCACCUUGUACGACCAUGAUUUCCAGGCCCUGCUAAGCUUCUCCGACAAGGAUUUCAUCUCCAGCUUCAGCAACGCGCCGGAGUGCACUGUGAGCGCUUACCUGAACCCUCCGCCGGAUGCUGAUCGCGCGCAGUUCAGCCAGCUUUUCUCUGAGCUCAUGGAGAAGAUCGCUGCAGCCGUGGUGAGUAGACGGCCGGUCAACUACUUGACGGGCAGGGGGUGGUUCGACCUCAAGAGCCAGACGGUGUAUGCGCUGGCGCAGUGCACGGACGGCAUGCCGCCGGAGAAUUGCCGGAGUUGCCUGGACGGCAUCAUCGACGAAGGGAAGAAGAUGGUCGGCGGUGGCCUGACGGGUGGCGCGGUGCUCGGGAUGCGAUGCAGCCUGUGGUACCAGACGGAUGUCAAGUUCUUCGCCGGCGACCCAGAGGUGUCGCUGCACAUGCCUACACCAAGCAAGUUUUGGAUCUGGGUUGUAAUUGGAUCGUUCUCCCUCAUGGUAUCUAUUUCAUGGUUGCUUGUUCAUAUUUGGAUCAAACGAGAGAGAAAAAGAGAACAAGCAAGAUUUGAACUACGAUUGCUGUCGAUGGCAGUACAGAAUGUAAUAAAUCUUUGGAGGAUUGAAGAAGGGAACUCAGGGUUUUCAUUGUAUGAUUUCUCUCAGAUAAAAGAAGCUACACAAAACUUCUCAAGGGAAAACAAACUUGGGCAAGGUGGUUUUGGAGCUGUUUAUAAGGGCUUGUUGCCGGGUGGUCUUGAAGUAGCAGUCAAAAGACUUUCAGCAUGUUCUGUACAAGGUUUAUUGGAGUUCAAAAAUGAAAUUCAGCUGAUAGCAAAGCUUCAACACAAAAAUCUUGUCAAGUUACUCGGCUGUUGUAUUGAGGGAGAGCAUGAAAAGAUGCUCGUCUACGAAUACUUGCAAAACAGAAGCUUGGACGUCUUCAUAUUUGACUUUGUGAAAGGAGCACAAUUAACCUGGUCAAAGCGUCUACGCAUAAUUGAUGGGAUAGCUCAAGGGAUUCUAUAUCUUCACAAUCAUUCACGAGUAUGUGUUGUUCAUAGGGAUUUAAAAGCAAGCAAUAUUCUCUUGGACAGUGACAUGACUCCAAAAAUUUCGGAUUUUGGGAUGGCCAGAAUAUUUGGUUCAAAUAUGAUUGAAUCAAACACCACCAGAAUAGUAGGCACACAUGGUUACAUAUCUCCCGAAUAUGCUUUCGAUGGGGUUUGCUCGAUCAAGUCAGACGUCUUCAGUUUCGGCGUCUUGGUCUUGGAAAUCAUAAGUGGAAAGAGGACUGCUGGUUUCUAUCCCUAUGAUGGCAAACUUUGCAAUCUCAUUUCAUACGCUUGGCAACUCUGGAGAUCUGGACAGGGGCAUGAGCUGGUCUGUUGCCGUAUAGGAAACAACCAUAAAGUGAUACAAAGGUGCAUUCAGGUGGCACUAUUAUGUGUUCAAGAGAGGGCAGAUGAUAGGCCUUCUAUCGAUCAGGUGGUCACGAUGCUAAACAGCGAGGAAAUGACAUUGCCCAAACCAAACCAACCAGCUUACUUCUAUGUCCGAUCCAGUGGCUCAGAUGAUUCAUCAUGCAAUAACAGUAUAAGUAUCACAUUGGCAAGGUAGAGUAGUGGAUUCCCAUCAUAGCCAUUCAAUAGAAUGAUCCAAAAACUACGGAUCGACAAUGUCAUUUGUGGGUGCAAGCGACGGUCCAAUGCAGUUGCUUCUCUGUUAUCCGAUUUAUUUGUCUUUGUUUAGGCGUUUAACCCAAAUGUGUUUCAGAUCUUUUUUUCUGUUUCAUAAUGUAGAUUAGUGUGAUUUUGUACUGCUAUAUAUGAUGUUCUCUUUUCAAAUUGUCUGUAGACAAACUGUAAGACAGUGGACAGUAAUCAGCAUAAACAUGGACGGUAGAGUAUCAGGCAGAGCUGCAAUUUUCAAAUCUAA
This is a messenger RNA of Oryza sativa Japonica Group (Japanese rice), 2330 nucleotides long. RefSeq names its product cysteine-rich receptor-like protein kinase 19. Gene Ontology annotation, cellular component: plasma membrane. Gene Ontology annotation, biological process: protein phosphorylation. Lineage: Eukaryota; Viridiplantae; Streptophyta; Magnoliopsida; Poales; Poaceae. Gene Ontology annotation, molecular function: ATP binding; protein serine/threonine kinase activity. The record is from RefSeq and is a predicted model, not a curated record.